AUGUUGUCUCGCUCCUGUUUCGGGUUAGCAAACUACGCCGGGUUCAGGCAUAAUUUUGAUCCUCUGCCCAAACAAUCUCCUGCUCGGGAAAUCCCCAAAGCAGACCCAUCGCCGUCGCGGCUGUUUUGUCGCCGGGGGAGAGCGUGAUCAUCAAUGAGAAGAUGACGGGAAAUCUGAAAUCCGCUCGCGACCGUGCCUUCGAGAGUUCAGAGAGACCGUCCAAAAUAGGGAAGAGCGAGUGCUCCGGUGACGAAGGAGGAGCAGAAGAAGAAUCGCAGCAGCCACGGGAAUCAGGCGUUGUAAGUCGGCCCAUGAACCAAAACCCUCGAGCACAGCGCUACUUGGUAGCAAUUGAGUACAUUGGGACUCGGUUUUCGGGAUCGCAGAAGCAGCCUAAUUGCAGAACGGUUGUCGGCGUUCUUGAGGAGGCUUUCCAUAAGUUCAUUGGUCAGCCAGUUUCAGUCUUCUGUUCUAGUAGAACCGAUGCAGGAGUCCACGCUCUGUCCAAUGUUUGCCAUGUAGACGUGGAACGGAUCAGCAAAAGAAAGCCUGGUGAAGUGUUGGCGCCUCAUGAACCUCUAGUGGUCAGGCGAGCUGUGAACCAUUUUUUGCAGAAAAGUGAAGGUGAUAUAUCGGUUAUUGAUGUUCAAUGCGUUCCGGCUGAUUUCCAUGCUAGAUAUAGAGCUUGUGAGCGAACAUACUUCUAUCGGCUGUUUUCCGGGCCAGAGCCUCUCUCAACUUUUGAGAAGGAAAGAGCAUGGCAUGUAACAGAUGAGCUAAAGCUUGUUUCUAUGCAGGAAGCAUGCAAAGUUCUCGUUGGAGAACACGACUUUAGUUCUUUCAGGGCAUCGGGUUGCCAGGCCAACUCACCUAUCAGGACUCUAGAUGAGCUUAAUGUCUCUGAAGUGGUCUCGUCUCCAUAUUUCCCUUCUAUGGUGGAAAGAAGAGUUGAAAGCACGAAUGAAGUGACUGAUCUUGGAUUUGGUAUGAGGAAAAAGCAUCGAUGUCUAGUGGUAACAGCACGUGCUCGGUCUUUCCUCUACCACCAGGUUAGACUGCUAGUUGGUGUUCUUAAAUCCGUCGGCAUGGGAGACUUAACUAGUUCUGAUGUUGAAAGAAUUUUGAACGCAAAGGACGUGACGUCAGCAAGUCCAAUGGCUCCUGCAUGUGGUCUCUACCUUGGGCAUGUGAAGUAUGAUCUGCCCUGAUUCCAUCUGGGCCUGCCAGUUAAUGAGGAUUUGGUUUGUAUUAUGGUGCUGGAAACUUCAAUGCUCAUUAGCUUUUAACGAAUGAUAGAAAGUGGUCCUCUAUUCUCUGCAGCAUGUGGAAAAGAUGGACGUUUGAAGGGCAAUGAAGGGUCGGUACGCAAAGAAACCUGCUGGGCUGAAAUGCAGGGUUGACAAUUGCUGCACGUGCAAGUGCAUGAUGCUUUUUCGCUGCAUAGUCUCCCAUUUCUAAAGAGAACCUUACUGCUUGGCGGCAGUCAUUUUCUCACUUCCACAUUCAAACAUGUUAUCGCAGGCUUAAAAGCAUUAUCUUGUUGGUCGGGUUCGAACAGGAUGGUAAUUUUCCUCUUUCUUUGGCUCACCAAAGCUUUUUCGAUGGUUGGUUGGAUACAUACCCUUGUUUUCAUCGAUCAAAAGUCUGCCAUUUGCUUUCUAGAUGUUGUACUGACUAAUCACAAAAUGGGAACAGCCAAUUAUGUAUGGGUUCAUCAAGAGCAUGAAUGGGUUGUACAUGCUUUGGCCCAAGGAAAGAGAGAAGAAAAAGGCUUGGACAUGCAA
Messenger RNA from Rhodamnia argentea, 1784 nucleotides. RefSeq names its product tRNA pseudouridine synthase A. Gene Ontology annotation, biological process: tRNA pseudouridine synthesis. The transcript is spliced from 11 exons. NCBI's taxonomy places the organism in Eukaryota, Viridiplantae, Streptophyta, Magnoliopsida, Myrtales, Myrtaceae. Gene Ontology annotation, molecular function: pseudouridine synthase activity; RNA binding. The coding region runs from base 162 to 1208 and encodes 348 amino acids. The record is from RefSeq and is a predicted model, not a curated record.